GCGGUCGUUUAUCGCGAUCAAAAACAGGAAUAUCUCUCGCGAUUUGUCUCGCACGCUUCAUUGUUAUACCUAAUCGAAAUUGCGAUCGUGAUUCAUUAGCGGGGCGUUAGUCUGCAGUGCUUCAGCAUUGCGCAUUCGUCAAGAUUGUCACGCACGUUGACGUUUACUUUUCGUCGUUCGCCGAUAUCGGCUUCUUCAGCGUAUAUUGGAUUUAAAAAAAGAAACGCGAACACAUAAAAACAUGGUGAAUCGUUCGCGGUAAAAUGUGACCACAAAUUGCUCCAAUUUCAUCUCUUUGCUUGUGCUAUUUAUAGAGCAAGCACAUAAGGUCAUGUCAAGGAUCAUGGAAUAAGUUUGAAAAGCUGGAGAGCAACAUGAAUCUAUGCCGCACAAUUGUCUGACUGGGCUCUACUCUGAGUUACAUGUCAUUGCUUUGCGCACAAAUGCCAGAAUGUUAAACAGCACUGCUAAUAUGGAACUAAAUAAUGUGGGAAGCAACAGAAGAUCCAUAUAUCUUGCACUAUCAUUUCGAAAACUGUGUCUGGCAACAGUUGGCUUACCACUUUUAUCCCUGUUAUUCUGUUUCAUCACGGCAUACAUAUUUCAACAGGAUGACAUUCAUGAAACUCACUGUAGGGUUUACAAUAUUCUUCCAUCGAUCUCAGCCAUUACUGGCGUAUCUCCUCAAAGGUAUCUAUGGCGUAUCAGCAUAGCAUUACACAUUGGACCUAGACUGGUUAUUGCCAGUGUUUAUCAUUCAUAUUAUUACAACAUACUUAAGAGCAUUGAAGAUGUGCCUCAAAAAAUUAUGGGGAGCAGGCUCCUAAAUUUAUGCUAUUGGCUAAAUAUUGCUGAGGUAGCAGCUUUGUGUGGUGUAACAUACAUUUCUAACAGAGAAAAUUAUUCGGUGCACGAAAAAAUUUUCAUAGUGUUCAUGAUUAGUUCGCUCACAUACAUGCUGACCGCCGUAAGAUUGGGUCGCCUAAUAACUCCAAAUGCACAAAGCCUUCAGUACAAACAGGCGCUUUUUAUGAUGAGUCUCGUCAGUACAAUUGGUCUUAUUAUCUUCUUCUUGAAACAUCGAUUGCUGUGUCAUGAUUUGGCAUUUAGUUGGUUCUCGCUAUGUGAGUAUGUGAUAGCUUUUGCAAAUAUGGGCUUUCACAUCACUGUGGUUUUGGAUUUUCCAAAAGAACAACUGAUUGUAGGUCACGAUUUACCUGCCGCGAAAAUAGAUUAACCUUUUAGGAUAAUUCAUCAUUCUCAUUGUCAUAUUAAAGUGCCUAUUGCCUCUGCAUGGAAGUGCUAUAAAUCAUGGUUUUCAAGAGGUGAACAUUCGGCACAAUACACGAUACACAAUUUCACGAUUAUCUCAUUUUUAUGAUAUUUUAUAAAAUUACAAUGUGUUCUAUAUAUUGUUGAAAUUGACAUGAUUUGCUUCCUGCGAUUUUUAAAAGAGUGAAUUCUCUAUAUAUAUUAUAUUUACAUUUAUAUUGCAAUAUUAUAUAUUUACAUUUAUAUUGCAAUUGAUUAUAACAUUUGAUUAGUACUUUUGUGAGUGUAAAGGGAUGUAUGAAUUGUGAGAAAAAUGAGAUGGAAAAUCUAGCGCUUCCAAAAUGUGGCACUGGUUACUUUCAAAACGAUGAAAUAUGUAACGGCCUUUUAAUAUUGGUUAGCAAUAGAGUGUAUGAUUAUAGUAUACAAUGGUUUAAAAAGUAUUCUACAUACAAACAGCAUUUAAUGUUAGUGUAAAUUUAAUAUUACUGCAUCAUAUGAGAUUACUUCUAAAGACUUUUAAAUCUUUUCUUUAUAGAGAGGCUUUUACAAGGUGAGAAUUCUAGUCAACAUAUUAAUUCUAGUCGCAAUAUAUUCGCUUUAUGCUAUUCUUCAUGUCAUAAGUUGAAUUGUGCAAUGUAAAGUUAUAUCAAAUGAAUUUAAGAUAUAAUUACGAUUAUUAAAUGUAUAUAACUUUGAAUUAUUACAAAGAUAUAGAUAUAUAACUCUGUCUUGUUGACAAAUCUCUCGAAUAGAAAUCUUACAUGAGUUACAUACAUUCACCUUGUAAGAGAUUAAUUUAUCUUGUAUAGAUUUUGUGAGAUAACGAAAUCGACUAAUAUUUAUAAGCUGUUCUGUUCGGUAUUAUUGUAUUACAAACGUAGGAUAAUCUCUUCUAUGUUUGUAUGUAGUAUACGAUAGUCUGAUAGUAUAUAGCAAUUAUCCAAACACUAAUGAUUAAAGCAGUCACAAUCGCAAUUAAAAUAUUUAAACGGGGAUUGCAUUCAGACCAGUUUUUUCAAGAGAUAUGAUCUAAAUUUCUCACGCAAAUUUAUAAGACGAAUGUUAAAAAACAAAAAUUUCUAAAAAAUUUUACAAUUAAAACCCCCGUACAUCUCUUGUUUAAAACAUAGAUGUAUAUAUGUAUACGCGAACAAAAUAAUAUAAAAUUUUAAGCUUUCAUCAUUUUUAAUAAUCGGAAAUUAUUCAUGACUAAAUAUCUAUUUAUUAAAAAUUGAGUCUUCAAUUAUUAUUUCAAAAUACAGUGUAAUUACGAAUAACAAAGUAAAUUGGAUUUUAUUGAGCAGUUUUUGACAAAGUGAAAUGUCCGGUAAAGAGUAUCUUGCAAAGAAAUUCAUAAAUAAAAUUUGUUGUUCAAAGUUUAUUAGAAAUUAUAUGCAGUAGAACUUUCACAAAAUAAUUUUCGGAAAUCUUGUCUAUGCUCUUCUGUCAAAAAAAAUUGCAUGAAAUGUCAAAAUAAAGUUUCAUAUGUGCGAAAAUAGACUUGCGGAAUCUGUUAAGAGAAGGAAGUCUGUAAUAUUUAAAAAAAUUGUGCGAAAUAUCUCUUGAUAUUUGUAUCAAUAAGCAAAAUAGCGCUUAUUUAUUACAUGUGUAUUUAUAAUAAGCAGAUGAUACGUUAUUGCGAUAUAUCUCUUAGGAUUUCGUUAUAAAGGCCGAUAGUUUCAAUGUAACUCUAAAUAGUACUCGCAGUUUAACGGUAUCAUUUUUGCACAUUUUUACACUGAAACGUGAGAUAAUUGUAGCAUAUUUUGAUAUGACGAAUUUUCGUUAAGGUUCCUUGUAUGCAAUAAUUUGAUAAUAGAAAAGAAGGAGAAAACGAA
Molecule: messenger RNA, 3113 nt
Organism: Nylanderia fulva
Lineage: Eukaryota; Metazoa; Arthropoda; Insecta; Hymenoptera; Formicidae
Product: post-GPI attachment to proteins factor 2-like
Biological process (GO): GPI anchor biosynthetic process
Cellular component (GO): Golgi membrane; endoplasmic reticulum membrane
Source: RefSeq, a predicted model, not a curated record